Salvia splendens (bonfire salvia) is the source of this 1204-nucleotide messenger RNA. Its product is annotated as ankyrin repeat-containing protein At5g02620-like. Gene Ontology annotation, molecular function: protein binding. The record is from RefSeq and is a predicted model, not a curated record. Lineage: Eukaryota; Viridiplantae; Streptophyta; Magnoliopsida; Lamiales; Lamiaceae. Gene Ontology annotation, cellular component: plasma membrane. The transcript is spliced from 2 exons. Bases 7 to 1143 code for a protein of 378 amino acids.
GCGAAAAUGGAGUUCGGCGAAACAAUGGUUACGAUAUCACGGAAAAAGAAACUAUAUGAUGCUGCAACAACGGGCGAUAUAGCAGCAUUCCAAACACUUGUGCAACAAGAUCCGUCUCUUGUUGAUCAAGUUUCAUUUGCACGUUCAAGAAAUCUCCUUCACAUUGCAGCUGCAAGUGGGCACGUUGAGAUUGCCAGAAUGCUGUUAACCGUAGCCCCCGAUGAGAUGUGCUGGUGGAUCGAUGAUCAAGGCAUGAACCCGGUUCAUAUUGCUGCCAUGAAAGGGCAUGUUGAGAUAUUGAAGGUUCUGCUUGAAAAUGACUUGUCUCCUGCUAUGGAGAGACUGCAUCGAGGCCAGACUGUGCUGCAUUUGUGCGUGAAACAUCGUCAGCUUGAGACAUUGAAGUUUUUGGUGAAGAAGUUGGACAUUCUUGUGCCUUUGAAGGACGAUGAUGGGGAGAAGGCCUUCCAUUUGGCUGUUAGGUGCAAUCGAGAUGAGAUGAUACAAUAUUUGAUGGAGACAAAUACAAUAGAGAAUUCCAUCAUCAACGAUAUAACCGACAUGACAAUGGUGGUGGUGGGCCUGAUAGCCGCGAUGGCGUUCCAGGCGGCUGUCAGCCCCCCUGGCGGCUUGUGGCAGGAUGAAACGUCAUCACACAAAGCCGGAAAAGCGGUGAUGGCAUCCACUCAUCCCAGUCUAUACAAACUAUUCUCUCGUGCUAACACCACCGCUUUCAUUUCGUCUCUCCUCGUACUCAUCCUCGUCGCCACGCGAGCGCAGAAGCAUGCAUUUUUUUUUGUGACGGUCAUCUAUUAUGCAACAUUCGUGUCGAUGGCAUCUAUUGGAAUGAGUUAUGGAGCUUCUUUAUUCAUGACGAAUCCUAUGGAAACACAAACACCUGACAAAAUUGUGUACAUUGUAGCCUUUGGAUUCGGGAGCAUCCUUGUAUUAGUACUCGUCUGGAUUGUUACAAAGAAGUCGCAUUUCAGGUGGAAGAGACUGAAACUGCAGGAUGGAGAUCUUACAAUCACGGAUCGAAUCUUUCGCUAUUUUUUUCGGAUUAGUGAAGAUGCAAUAAAAGAGUGCGGAGAUGUACUCAAAUCCUUGGGGAUUAGAUUAAGAGCAAUGAAAGUAGCUAAUUGAGUUUGAAUUAGUCUUUCUAUAUUCGUGUAAUAAGAAGUCCUCCAUUGCAUACUAUAUCCAG